AUUUUAUAAAAUUCCCUCCCUCCUCCCUCCGAAAUCCCCAACUUUCCCCCUUAAAAUUCCUUAUUUCCCACAUCAAAGAAAGAAACCCAGAAGCUUAUUCAACUCUAGGGAAAAUCAAAAUCAAAGAACCCAAAACCAGGAAACUAAGGAAACGAUGAGAAAAAGAGAAAAAAGGAUUGGAAAUUGAAAGGUACCGAGUGGGAGGGUUGUCAAGGGCAUGAAAUUUGCAUUAUUUUUCCCACUCUUAACCUAGCAUUUGAUAUCGGUCGAUGCCCACAACGUGCCCUUUCUCAAGAUUUUCUUUUUAUUUACUCAAUCCAACUCCAUUAAUUCCAAUUUUGCAGUGAAAAGGAAAGGAAGAUUUAGUUUUCAAGGAAAAAAGUGUGGAUUCGGUGCAGUUCAGUAGACUGUGAGUAUGAAACCUGCUUGGGAGACUUGUACAGUGUUGCUUGGAUGGAGGACGGUGACAUACAUAAUCUGCGGAAGGAGACUUUGCACCAGUAAUAUGAAAUUGAAUUAGCAUGGACAAUCUCUUCACAUGUUUGGGUACCAAUCCUGCUAAUGAUAACUUCAAAUUCGUCGAUGGGAACUCAUUGUUGCCACCCACCAAAGCUGUUAAUCAACGCUAUGAUGAUCUUGUCCAUUUCCGGGAUAAGUAUCGCAAGGCACCUGAUGUCUUGGUUAGGAAGGUUGAAGCUCAAAAGCAGUAUCGAUAUACUGUCUUUGUUUGUGGCUGUCCUAAGGCAUACCACCCAGCCUGUAUCAAAAAGGAUGAGGCAUUCUUUAAAUCCAAGGCAAAAUGGAACUGCGACAUACACGGAUAAAGAGGGUAUCAGGCAGCAGCAGUUGUUGGCAUUUAUCCCAAGACAUCACAAGCACUACAUUUUACCGAAUUCUGUCAGCAGGAAGGUGCAUUUUAGUCCACAGUUACAGACAGAUCCUAGGGAAAAUUAUCUCCAUGCUAAAUCUCUUCAGCCUUCAGGCUUGCUGAGAACAUCCAAGAUGCUUAUGGUGAGGCAGCUAGCGUUGCUGAACAGGUUUUUCUCUUCUCUCCUGGUUCCAUUUCUUUCAACCAGACUUAUUUUUCUUAAUGUUCAUACAGUUCUAACCCUAUUCUUACAUCAAUGGUCUAUGUCUCAAACCAGGCAUUAUUUUAUUUUCUAACCCUCAUUUUUUAGCAUACUUUUCUUAACAUGGAAGAAUGAUGUUGAUGGCAGUCACAUUAUUUAACACCAAAACCCAUAUUUUACGGGUUUUUCAAAGAAGAAAAAUGCUGAGAAUAGAUGGUCUCUAUAAAAAGAUGGGCUACAAGGACACCAAGUUACUGAUGCUUUACGGGCUCUGAUAGCCAAUGGCGUUGAAGCGGGGACUAUCCAGUGUGGGCGUCCAAAGGAACAGAAGUUUUGGAUCUCGUUUGCGUAUCGUGAUUCUUUUUUUCUUCUCAAUUCUGAUGCUCAUUGCUUUGAGUUCAUUACAAGAUUUCCUUGAUUAAAUAAAUGUAUUAUAUCUUUUAUUACCAAGAUUUACUUGAUUAAGAAAAUGCAUUGUAUGUUUUAUUA
Gossypium raimondii (Peruvian cotton) is the source of this 1559-nucleotide messenger RNA. RefSeq lists its product as uncharacterized. The record is from RefSeq and is a predicted model, not a curated record. The coding region runs from base 562 to 1164 and encodes 200 amino acids. NCBI's taxonomy places the organism in Eukaryota, Viridiplantae, Streptophyta, Magnoliopsida, Malvales, Malvaceae. The transcript has 10 exons.